Thlaspi arvense is the source of this 777-nucleotide messenger RNA. The record is from the annotation of a GenBank genome assembly. Lineage: Eukaryota; Viridiplantae; Streptophyta; Magnoliopsida; Brassicales; Brassicaceae.
AUGAUGAACAAGAAGGCGCCGGCGCCUGAGUACUAUGGAUCUGAAUUAUCGGUGUGGUGGGACAUGGACAAGUGUCCGAUUCCCGAUGGUUAUGAUGCUUGGAAGGUCGGUCCGUGUACAAAAGCGGAGCUGGAGAAGUUAGGCUACUCUGGUCCUCUCACCAUCUUUGGCUUGGGUGACCUAAAACAGAUCCCUGAACUCGUCUUGCAAGCCUUAUUUUCCACUGGGAUCGUUCUUAAAACAGUCCCAAACAGAACACGACGCUCAAGCAUUUAUUGGUUCAUGUUAUUUUGGAAACUCAAGCAUCCCGGUCCGCAUACAAUGAUGGUCAUAACCGAUUCCCUCGGUCUCGAUCACUUCUAUGGUGCUCUUUCCUCGCACCAAGAAAGACAUAAAUGCAACAUUCUUCUGGCUUAUCCAGAUGAUGCGAUUCUGAAGGAAGAUUAUUCCCUGGUCAUUCACCGGUGGUUCUGGAAAAGCUUGCUGAAAGGUGUCUCUUUCUUUCAGAGUGAGCUUGGACUUGGGCCAAAGGAAACUUUCUUAACGCCGUUGAUCCGGCCAAAGGCCAAGAAGAUGAAGAGAAAGGCCAAGAAGAUGAAGGUUGAAGCCGGAGUUGAUUCGACCAAGAAGCAGCCAAAGGCAAGUAAACCUGAUUUCUCUCAGUUGCUGGACUCCACAUGUGAACAUGACUUUUGUUUUGAGCGCUCUUUUAAAACAUUGCAGAGAAAGGCCACGAAGAUGAAGUUGGCGUAUGAAGCAUCAACCCCAAGACCAUGA